GAAACUUUGCUCAUUUUCCAUUCAAAGUGUUUAAAGCCUUUAACCAAGCUCGUUGCUGCUGCUUCCAAGGGAAGAAGAAAGAUGAGCACUAAGCUCUGCCUUGUGCUCUUCUCACUCCCUUGCUUCUUCGUUGCGCCUGCCACUGCCUUCUCAUGGCCUUCUUCCCACAACUACCCCUUUAGAUCUGACAGCAUCGCGGCCUCCUCGGAGCCGGUGGACGUCUCGUAUCACAUGGGCCCUGUGGUGGCAUCGCCGGCGAACAUCUACGUCAUAUGGUACGGGCGCUGGGCGGCGGCGCCGCAGAGCAUCAUAAGGGACUUCCUCCUCUCCCUAUCGUCCCCUGCUCCGCUGCCGCCGCCGCCCUCCGUCGACGAGUGGUGGCGCACGGCCCGUCUUUACGUCGACCAGACAGGAUCCAACGUCACCGGCAGCUUCGCGCUCGCCGGGGAGCUCCACGACUCCGGGUACUCCCACGGCGCGUCGCUGUCGCGCCUCGCGAUGCAGUCGGUGAUCCGCUCCGCCGUGGCGGCCACCGACCGCCUUCCGAUGGACCCACGCGACGGGAUCUACCUGGUGCUCACCUCGCCGGACGUGGAGGUGGAGGAUUUCUGCCGCGAAGUGUGCGGGUUCCACUACUUCACCUUCCCGGCGAUCGUCGGCGUCACGAUGCCGUACGCGUGGGUGGGGCACAGCGGUACGCAGUGCCCCGGGAUGUGCGCGUUCCCGUUCGCCCUCCCGAGCUACAUGGUGGGGGGCGGCGGCGGGGGCGGGAACAGCAGCGCGCUGGUGGUGGGGCCGCCGAACGGCGACGUGGGCGCGGACGGGAUGGUGAGCGUGAUCGCACACGAGCUGGCAGAGAUGGCGACCAACCCUCUGAUCAACGCGUGGUACGCCGGCGACGACCCGGCGGCGCCGGCGGAGAUCGCCGACCUAUGCGUGGGAGUCUUCGGGACGGGGAGCGGAGGCGGUUUCGCGGGCCACGUGUUCAGGAGCGCGGAGGGUGCGGGCUACAACUUGAACGGGGUCAACGGGAGGAAGUUUAUGGUGCAGUGGCUGUGGGACCCCAUCAAGAAGUCUUGCUUCGGACCCAACGCCAUGACUUAAAUUCUAGACCUGUUCAAUUUCCUCAUGCACAAGGUUGAAACAUUCUCA
Messenger RNA from Zingiber officinale, 1152 nucleotides. Its product is annotated as protein EXORDIUM-like 7. NCBI's taxonomy places the organism in Eukaryota, Viridiplantae, Streptophyta, Magnoliopsida, Zingiberales, Zingiberaceae. The record is from RefSeq and is a predicted model, not a curated record. The transcript has a single exon. The coding region runs from base 82 to 1104 and encodes 340 amino acids.